AUGGAGAUUGAGAUGCGCCCCAUCCCACCACACGGGCCCGACCAAGAAAUCGUCCGUCCGCCUCAUCCUGGUUUCCAGCGGAUGCUACUUUACAUUGCAAACGAACAAUAUGAAAAUGUACGAAACAAGUGGACAAAGUGGAUGUCAUUGCAACCAUCACCAGAUUCCGGAUGGGUUCAAGUCUUCGAAAAAUUGCCCGGUUUUAGACAAGCUGUGAAACCAGGACUACAUCCCUUGAUGAGGGCCUUUUGGUUCAUUGUGGUUUUGCUUUGUUGCAUCAUUGUGUACCUCAUUAUAAAAGAGGGCAUAAAGAGAACCAUGGGGCAUCCACUAGUCGUGUCAACGGAAACAGAAGAAGUUGGAAUCACGAAUAUCGACUUCCCACAAGUAACCGUUAGUCAUCUUGGUGGCUUGAAGCUCACUUCCAUAUUACAAGCACAUGAUAAUGAUGUGGACGCCAGAUUUUCUGCUAAUGUGAAAACCGAGGAUGGAGUUUUAUGGAACAGAAAUGACACCGGCGCGCUUCAACAAGUUAUUGAUCAAGCUUGUUCCUAUCAAACUACUUACGCGGGAUUGAACAACGUCGAAAAUGAUGAUAAUGGUAACACUCAUUUAUAUGUAAACAGCAAGAGCUACAAUCUCAUGGACGAUCCAACAUCCCAGAUAAUGACAGAGAAAAUUAUUCCGUUCCUUAAAAAAGCAACUUAUAAUUGCUCUGACGUAAUCGCGGGGUGUUUUCUUAAUGAAAUAUCUAUCCCUUGCGCAUUAUUGUUCAAGAAACGCUUCUCCGAGUGGGGUAGCACGUGCAUGUUCAACGGCAUCCCAGGGCUAGUUAGCAGACGAUUCCAAACCAUGCAGACAGUCAUUAGCGAAGAGGAAUAUACCCCCAACGAGCUUGAAGCAUGGAAGGAGGCUAAAUUAGACCAAGAUAUUGGGCAAGCAAAACCGAAAAUAAUAGGCCCAGUUCGUACCCCUUGGAGACAAACCUCUGCUGGAAAAACGUCAGGUUUAUCGUUUAUCAUAAAAGAUGAAAUACUUGAUAAAGGAUGUGUCCAUGGCGAGGGAAAAGGGUUCAUGCUCGCCGUUGCUCAUCCGUCUGACGAGCCUAAAAUUAAGCCUUUCGGGAAAUCCAUGCCCUUCGGACAUGAAGUAUUUAUUUCAAUCAAUCCAAUUCUACUAUUGGCGGAUGGUGAUAUUAAAAAGAUGCCAUUGGAUGAGCGUGGUUGCUUUUUUAGUGAUGACAAAGCAGGCGCCAACUUGAAGUAUUAUGAGAAAUAUACUAAGCAAAAUUGUUUCCAAGAAUGCAUUGCUGAUGCCGUCGACGCAAAGUGUCAUUGUAAAGGAAUUGUAAACCCAGGUGACCCAAAACGAGCAUUGUGCGAUACAUAUCACUCGACGAAAUGUGCAAUACAAAAAGAAAAGGAGAUGUAUGACGAAGGCAUACAAGAUUCUUGUAAGAAAUGUCGACCUAGUUGUCGACAAACCAAGUACACCACGUCUGUCACUUGGAGUCCAUUAACGCAAAAACACAUGGCGUUGUACAGGAACAAAUACAAGGAGCAAUUGAUUAACAAUGAGACGUUCUCCAUCGUCUACGUCUACUUUGAAAUGGACUCCGUCCAAGCGUCACGAAGAAGUGCAAGAUACAGCACCUUUGAGGAAGUUGGUCUUGUGGGCGGAACGAUUUCCAUGAUCACUGGCCUGACCUUGCUGGACAUCAUCGAAGCAAUUGUCGUCAUCGCAGCUCUAAUUAUGGCUCAGCACAAGAUUAGGACGAGUAUCAGCCAAAUGGAAUUUACCUGGCCCAGCCGUAUUCCACGCUUUACAUUGCGUGCCCCACCUCCCCAAGAAAUUAUUGACCUACCCGUAAUUAAUGUUGACCAUUUGGACGUCCAAGAAAUUGUUGAGCAGCUUACAAUUGAUGUCGAGCCUCUGGAACCCCAAGAAACUGUCGAGCCUCCAAUUGUCAUUAGUGGCCAACCAGGAAAUCCAUCCCCACCCGAGCAUCCGCUGGAAAAUCUUCCCGGAUUUAUCGUCUAA
Messenger RNA from Folsomia candida, 2040 nucleotides. RefSeq names its product pickpocket protein 28. Gene Ontology annotation, molecular function: ligand-gated sodium channel activity. NCBI's taxonomy places the organism in Eukaryota, Metazoa, Arthropoda, Collembola, Entomobryomorpha, Isotomidae. The transcript is spliced from 12 exons. The coding region runs from base 1 to 2040 and encodes 679 amino acids. The record is from RefSeq and is a predicted model, not a curated record. Gene Ontology annotation, cellular component: membrane. Gene Ontology annotation, biological process: sodium ion transmembrane transport.